UUUUCGGAAAAUUCAAGCAGGAAGUUUGCAAGCUUUAAUAAUUCCAUGUGGGUGUCUGGAAUGAUGUACUAUGCACACCAGCAAGGUUAUUCCAGUAGAACCAGCUAAAACAGCUUGGCGUCUGAAGACCUCUGCGACAGCAAAAGUUUCCAGUGUGUACCAACAGUACAUUCUAAUAAAUACUUUUAUCCGGGUUCAAUAUUAAUAUGACUUAAUAUGACUCUAAAUUAAUCUGAAUUCAAUAAUGUAGUAAUUAUAAUGACUAAAAACAAAAACAAUAUCGGUUGACUGCUAAGUCCAAACUUGAUCAACCGGAUCUUUGAAACCUUUUUGACAAUUAGCGUGCAUGACUUAAUGAGGUACUAAAUAGGUGGCUCGGGAUGUUUCAAAUUCAAUAAAUACUGUAUGACGAUGAAUGGAUGUAUUCUUGUAUAUCCUGUAUCUCCUCGUCCACUUUUGUGGUUUUAUCGUGUUCUCAUAACAAGGCAGGUUUUGGCCAAAUGAUAUCAGGUAUGCUACCAUUCAGCUGUCAAAGCAGCCAAAAUGGAAUGUUAGGGUUAUUCUGUACGUGUGGGACUGCUUGUUUGAGUGACACGAGGGGAGGGAAUUCCAGAUUCAUAAGGGACACUAUUGCUUCACCUUGCUCACACAAGUCGACAACUUGACUUCGCGCAAGUCACAGGUGAUGUUUGAUGACCAUUCCAGAGCUGACCAACUCCAACCACCGCCAUGUUUUCGUACCUGCUCCUCAGCAUGCUCUGUGCAACUUCACUGACACAACCUGUCCAGGACUAUUACUCUUUUUCGCCAACGGUUGGAAGUGGUAGUGGAACUUCUUUCAUGACAGAAGGAGUCGGUAAAAUCACGGCAGUUCGCGUCUGGGAGCAAAGUGGCAGUUACAUCACCGGAAUUCAGUUUCGCUAUGACCAUAUUUGGACUAAUUUAGUUGGCCGAAUUGUUGGCCAGCCCCAGGAAAUGAUGCUGCACGGUGGAGAAAAAAUUGUACAGGUAUCUGGGAAGUACUACACCUCCAACUACAUCUAUCAGCUGAUAUUCGUGACCAGCACAGGACGCUCGUUGAUUAGUGGCCAGCCAUCACAGACCUCUUUUAACUUUUACCCCAUUUACCCGGAGGCUGAGCUCCGACUCGUGAGCGGCCGUAGCAACGGGUUUGGCAUCACAGCGCUGGGAGCUCACUGGGGAUUGUUAAGUCUCAGCGACGCCAACGUGAACAAAAGCAUGCCGGCUUGAUCAUCAAGUCAUGAUGGAUGAGAUGUGGACCUAUUCAACGUGGAUAUAAUAUUACAAUCCUGUGUUUACUGUUCAAUGAAUGAGUAAUUAUGAAAUUUUGAUUGAAAUUGUAAACUGUAAAUUCCAACUUUAAUUUUGAACCCUGCGGUUCAUACAGUCGUGCAGCUAAUUUCUGGCUAAAUUCUAAUCUUGUGACUAAUCUUCUUUUCUUCAGAACUACAUUUAAUUAUUUAAAUAUUGUAGCGCUUUCUUUGGCGCAAGCUAUCAGUGCACUCACAAUGAGUUUGUCAACCCACGGUGUGUACAUGCAUAUGUAUACAUACGUAUGUAAACACUGACUCAAGAUGUCGUCUUAAAAACAACACUAAAUUCAUCGCACAGCAGCUUAACAGGGAUUAUACCACUUUAAAUUGGGGGGAAAACAACUCUUUGUUGCGACUCAGUUUUCCCAUAAUGUAUUGCGGCUGAGCAAGGCGUUCAUUGGGGUGCUGAAAUGACGUCAGCUCCCCACUCUGGUGGACUCCUCUCCGGCUCAAGAUGCCAUCUUAAAAACAACACUAAAUUCAUCGCACAGCAGCUUAACAAGGUUUAUACCACUUUAAAUUGGGGGGGAACAACUUUUUGUUGCAACUCAGUUUUCCCAUAAUGUAUUGCGGCUGAGCAAGGCGUUCAUUGGGGAGCUGAAAUGACGUCAGCUCCCCACCCUGGUGGACUCCUCUCCGGCUCAAGAUGCCAUCUUAAAAACAACACUAAAUUCAUCGCACAGCAGCUUAACAAGGUUUAUACCACAUUAAAUUGGGGGGAAAACAACUCUUUGUUGCAACUCAGUUUUCCCAUAAUGUAUUGCGGCUGAGCAAGGCGUUCAUUGGGGUGCUGAAAUGACGUCAGCUCCCCACUCUGGUGGACUCCUGUCUGGCUCAAGAUGCCAUCUUAAAAACAACACUAAAUUCAUCGCACAGCAGCUUAACAAGGUUUAUACCACUUUAAAUUGAGGGGAAAACAACUCUUUGUUGCAACUCAGUUUUCCCAUAAUGUAUUACGGCUGAGCAAGGCGUUCAUUGGGGUGCUGAAAUGACGUCAGCACCCCACCCUGGUGGACUCCUCUCUGGCUCCCUCUGGUGGACAGAGACAUAACUACAUUUUCUUUGCUGCUUGUCCUCCAAUGAAUGUGUUGCUCAAAUGCAAUAUAUUAUAGGAAAACAUUUAUUUGUAUUUAAUGUUUGUAUAUUUCUCAGGUUAAAUUGCUGUGUCCACAACAAAGAUGAUUUAUUUCAACAAUUAAGGGUGAAUAAACUGCAUCUUUGAGCAA
Messenger RNA from Doryrhamphus excisus (bluestripe pipefish), 2560 nucleotides. The record is from RefSeq and is a predicted model, not a curated record. Lineage: Eukaryota; Metazoa; Chordata; Actinopteri; Syngnathiformes; Syngnathidae.